Messenger RNA from Hydractinia symbiolongicarpus, 1383 nucleotides. Its product is annotated as superoxide dismutase [Mn] 2-like. The transcript has 5 exons. Gene Ontology annotation, biological process: superoxide metabolic process. The record is from RefSeq and is a predicted model, not a curated record. Gene Ontology annotation, molecular function: superoxide dismutase activity; metal ion binding. Lineage: Eukaryota; Metazoa; Cnidaria; Hydrozoa; Anthoathecata; Hydractiniidae. Bases 285 to 1046 code for a protein of 253 amino acids.
UUCUAGAAAGCGGAAAUUAAAGAAUAGAUGUGGUCUAUAUUUUUCCACGUGGCAAUUUGGUUUGUGAUCUUAAAGCAACCGUGUUUGCAAGAAUGGAACAGAUCUAUUAAAAUCUGAAAUUUGAGAAGAAAUAGCGGAAAUAGCGGGUGUUGGUUGUUUAUUCAACGUUAGAUAUAAAAAGAGAGUAAAUAAAUACACGCACAUUCGGAACUCUUACAGUACUGUUUCUUAUAUUUAAACGAGGACAUUAGGCUUUGUUUAUAGAGAUUACACAAGCAGAAAAUAUGUUACGUGUAUUUGCGUUGUUUUACGUCGUAUGCGUUGUGGUAUCAAAGAAUGCCGAAGAUGACAUGUACAUUGGAUUAGACAAAUACCAGGAAAAUUACGAUCUACCUAAAUUGCCGUACAAAUAUGAUGCUUUGGAACCUUGGAUUGAUGCACUGACUGUAAAAACACAUCACAGUGUGAUCAUGGCGCGAUAUGCGAAUAAAUUAAACGAAGUUUUGAAAGAAUGGAGAGAAUCGAAAGAAGAAGAAAAACUUUCGAAAACUUCUCUGCUUAACAUUUUUGCCAAUAUCGAGAGUGUUCCAGAAAAGUGGAGAACAAACUUAGAGAAUUACGGAGGAGGAUACCUGAGCCAUAUUUUUUACUUCGCUGUAUUAAAUAGCAACCCAUCUGGAGAAGAGAAGGAACUGCCAGAUUCUUUAAAAAAAAUCUUUAAACGAUCAUUUCAUAACUUUACACAAUUCAAAGAUUGGGUGGAAAGAGAUGCGUGCAAGCAUUUUGGAGCUGGGCACAUAUGGCUGAUUCGGGUACCUCGUGGUAACUAUUUGACAAUAUAUGCAACAGUGGAAGAAGUAACGCCUUUGAAUAAUGAGUAUCAACCUCUUUUUGCACUUGACUUGUGGGAGCAUGCAUAUUUCAUCAAACAUCAAAACAAUAGAAAAAAAUAUGUUGAGAACUGGUGGAAAGUCGUAGAUUGGAAAAAAGUUGAUCGCCUUUUUAAAUGGUGGAAACAGUUUGAUCCAAAACACGAUGAAUUGUAAAAAGAGUUCUGCAGCAGUUUUGAGGAUUUUUACAGCUUUCAGAUUAUUUUUCAUGAUAUAACAGCAAAUUUUGUUUUGACAGCAUUUUUAAAAAGCAAAGAGAGCAGGCAAGGCUCAUCAAGCAUUUCUCAUCCAUUUAACAUUCAAAUGUUUAGAAAGAAUAUGUUUGUAUGUAAUAUGUAUAUGUCGAUAUAUAGCAUAUGUAUUUGUUUAUAUCUGUUGUAUAGCAUAUGAAUAUGUUUAUAUAUGUUGUAUAGCAUAUGUAUAUGUUUAUAUAUGUUGUAUAGCAUAUGUAUAUCUUUAUUGCAGGGAACAAGAAGAAAACAAACAACAGAAA